GUUGUUUUCAGCCGACUGUCCCUGGCUACAUUUAGUCAGAAACUUCAACCGCUUCAUUCUUCCUACAUCAAGUUCCAGGGUUCAGGAUGAUGAAGAAGCUGCUGGUGGACGUGGACUGUGGCGUGGAUGACGCUCAGGCCAUCAUGCUGGCGCUGGCCGCCCCCAAUGUGGAGAUCCUGGGCAUCACCUGCGUGCACGGGAACACCGCGGUGAAGAACGUGUGCAAGAACGUUCUGCGGGUUCUCCAAGCCUGCAAUAAGCUGGAGAUUCCAGUCUUUAAAGGCGCUGACAAGCCUAUCCUUGGGAAAAGACUAAAUGCGGGAUCCUUUCAUGGGAAGGACGGGCUGGGCGACGCUCCUGACCCCAACGCUCCAGGUCUGGACCAGCUUCAAAAGGAGAGUGCCGUGUCGGCCAUAGUCAGGAUUGUUAACAAAAACCCAGGAGAGGUGUUACUGGUUGCCACGGCGCCCCUCACCAACCUGGCUCUGGCUGUGAGGAUGGAUCCGUCUUUGCCGGCCAAACUCAAAGGACUCUACAUCAUGGGAGGGAACACCGAGUCCCGAGGAAACACCUCGGUGUGUGGCGAGUUCAACUUCACUGCUGAUCCAGAAGCUGCAUACAUCGUGCUGAAUGAUUACCGGUGUCCAACCUACUUGGCCUGCUGGGAGUUCACCUGCUACAACAAGUUGCCUUGGGACUUUUGCGACGCCUGGCUGGCGCAGAACAGCCACAAAGCUCGCUUCAUGGCGAAGAUCUUCAGCCACAGCAUCGAGGCGUCGAAAACCGAACGCUUCGAGAAAGAGUUCAUCGUGGGGUCAGGCCUGAUUUCCUGCGACUCGUACGCCAUGGCGGCCGCCGUGGACGACUCCUUCGUCAUAGAGAGCGACCAGUUCCCAGUUAGCGUGGAGCUGGUGGGCACGCACACCAGAGGGAUGAUGGUAGUGGACACUCUGGGCUUACUGGACAAGACGCACAAAGUUUUUAUCAUAAAAAAGGUAGACAUGGAGAAGUUCAGGAAGAUGAUGAUGGCGGCUCUGAAAUGAGAGUCUUAACUUCAUACUGAAGGUCGGUGCUGUUCUCCACGUUUUGUGGUUCACUUAGUUUUUGUAUUGUAAAACCCAGUUACCUCAACAAUGUAAUGACUCCACUUUAAACAGACAAAACUUUGACUUUGGUCAUUAUUUAUUGAAGUUGAUGAUUUUCAUUCAAAAUAACAAAAUAAAAUGUUCUAACACGGAA
Xiphophorus couchianus (Monterrey platyfish) is the source of this 1239-nucleotide messenger RNA. Its product is annotated as inosine-uridine preferring nucleoside hydrolase. The transcript has 6 exons. The record is from RefSeq and is a predicted model, not a curated record. Gene Ontology annotation, molecular function: hydrolase activity, hydrolyzing N-glycosyl compounds. Lineage: Eukaryota; Metazoa; Chordata; Actinopteri; Cyprinodontiformes; Poeciliidae. The coding region runs from base 87 to 1043 and encodes 318 amino acids.